GGAUCUUCACCACCCAGAACGGAAGUUCCCGAGCCUUCAAACCCUGGGGAAGCAACUCGGCAGCGGACCAAGAUGGCGGCGCCCAGUGAGGGGCAGGCGUUUGCCGCCGGAGUUGAAAAGAAUUGGGGUGCGGCCGUUCGUUCCCCAGAAGGGACCCCCCAGAAAAUCCGGCAGCUGAUAGAUGAGGGGAUUGCCCCGGAAGAGGGAGGCGUGGACGCGAAGGACACAUCUGCCACAUCCCAGCCAGUUAAUGGAUCACCCCAACCAGAACAGCCUCCAUUGGAAUCUACAAGCAAAGAAGCCUUCUUUAGCAGAGUGGAAACAUUUUCCUCUUUGAAAUGGGCGGGUAAGCCCCCCGAGCUGUCGCCACUCGUCUGUGCAAAAUAUGGCUGGGUCACGGUUGAAUGCGAUAUGCUCAAGUGCUCCAGCUGCCAGGCUUUCCUCUGUGCCAGUCUGCAGCCAGCCUUUGACUUUGACAGAUAUAAGGAGCGAUGUGCUGAGCUGAAGAAAGCCUUGAGUACUGCCCAUGAGAAGUUCUGUUUCUGGCCAGACAGCCCCUCUCCAGACCGGUUUGGAAUGUUGCCGCUGGAUGAGCCUGCUAUUCUCAUUAGUGAAUUCCUGGAUCGUUUUCAAAGCCUUUGUCACCUGGACCUCCAGCUUCCCUCUCUGAGGCCGGAGGACUUGAAAACUAUGUGCUUGACAGAAGACAAGAUCAGCCUUCUCCUGCACCUGCUUGAAGAUGAACUUGAUCACCGAACUGAUGAGAGAAAAACGAUGACUAAGUUAGGCUCUGACAUCCAGGUCCACGUCACUGCCUGUGUUCUCUCUGUGUGUGGCUGGGCGUGUGGCUCUUCUUCGGAGCCUGUGCAGCUGUGCCUGAUGACGUGUCCGCAGUGCAUGAGGAAGGUGGGGCUCUGGGGCUUCCAGCAGAUCGAGUCGUCCAUGACUGACCUGGACGCAUCCUUCUGCCUGACCAGCUCUCCUGUGCUGGGCCCUGAGGGGCGGCCAGAGCGCUCCCCACUGGUGCCCGAGUCUCCUCGGAGGAUGAUGACCCGGAGCCAGGAUGUCACCUUUUCCCCAGGCCUGGAGCAGGCUGAAAAGAGCCCAGGUCCCAUCGUCUCCCGAACUCGGAGCUGGGACUCCUCCAGUCCCGUGGAGCGACCUGAGCCUGAGGCUGCCAGCCCCACCACCAGAACGCGCCCAGUGACCCGGAGCAUGGGCACGGGAGAUGCUGCUGGCCUGGAAGUGCCAUCUAGUCCCCUACGGAGAGCCAAGCGGGCUCGCCUCUGCUCUUCCAGCAGCUCGGACGCAUCCUCCCGAAGCUUCUUUGAUCCCACCUCUCAGCACAGAGACUGGUGCCCGUGGGUGAACGUCACACUUGGCACAGAAGCCAGGGAGAAUGGUGGGACCGAGCCAGAGGCCAGUGCCCCAGCAGAACCUGGCUGGAGGGCUGUGCUGGGCGUCCUGCUGGCCCAUGGACAGUCCAGCCAGCCGGUGGACACGGACCCCAUGAGUCUAUCUGAAAAGUCGAGGAAGGUCUUCCGGAUAUUUCGGCAAUGGGAGUCUCUGUGCUCAGCCUGAAGACACGGUGGCCCUCCCUGGAGAGAGCUGUCGAGAGGGGCUGUGAAGAACCGAGUCUGGCUUCCUCUUGGUCACUGACGUGCAGCUGCUCUCUGCCUGGCGCUGUUGUAAGGAGCCCGCUAUUGCCCAGGCCACAGGGUCACCAUCAGCAUCCGUAAGAGGGAGCCCAUCUCUGGGCGGGGCCAGGGCAUGGUGAGAGGCAGCAGCCUGCUCAGUGAGAGGACGGUGGUGCCAUGACACGGGACCGAGACCUUGACACCCUUCAGAGUCUUUAGUGCUGAGCAGUGUUGUUGUUUUUUGUUGUUUUUUCCUCGGAUCUCUUUUCAAGAAAAAUAGAGCAGUGCUCUGAGGACUCUUCUCUCCCUGGAAGAUGACGAUUAUGUGCUAAUAAAAUACUUGUUAUGAUU
Molecule: messenger RNA, 1988 nt
Organism: Carlito syrichta (Philippine tarsier)
Lineage: Eukaryota; Metazoa; Chordata; Mammalia; Primates; Tarsiidae
Gene: ZC3HC1
Product: zinc finger C3HC-type containing 1
Exons: 10
Coding region: 73-1581 (502 amino acids)
Cellular component (GO): nucleus
Molecular function (GO): zinc ion binding
Source: RefSeq, a predicted model, not a curated record